Molecule: messenger RNA, 1242 nt
Organism: Leptosia nina
Lineage: Eukaryota; Metazoa; Arthropoda; Insecta; Lepidoptera; Pieridae
Source: the annotation of a GenBank genome assembly
AUGGAAAGGUUAUCGAAGAUUGCGAAAACUUUGAGAAAUAACUGGAAAAAGUCAGUUUUCGGAGCGUUUGUUCUAUAUUAUGGUGGCGCUACAGCAAAAGAAAAAUAUGAAAUUAGCAUAUUAAUGAGUGCAGCAUGCAAAGAAGCUGUCAAAUAUGGAGAUUCCAUGAUAGAUUUUGACAGGAACCCCACACUAAUAACAGUUAUAAUGAACCCUGUAGCCAAUCGGCGAAAAGCUAAGAAGGAAUUUGAGAAAUACUGUGAGCCUAUACUACACUUAGCUGGUUUACAAGUAGAUGUGAUACAGACAACCUCUGAGGGUCAUGCCAAAGAGAUCGUUGAGAAUUUGAAAGGCACUGAAGCUAUUAUAGUUGCUGGUGGAGAUGGCACUCUAUCAGAAACAGUUACAGGCUUGCUGAGAAGAAAUGAUGAUGCAAACCAAUUCCCUCUCGGAGUUCUGCCUCUUGGCACAACAAAUAGCCUAGGUAAUGAACUAUUUCCUGGUGGAAAGGGGGUAGAGAAAGUGCGACAACUCAUUGAUGCAUGCAUGGCAAUAGUGAAAGGGAACACAAUUUGGAAAGAUGCUAUGAAAAUUGAACCCAUUACUUCUGAAGAAGAACCUCCUAGCAGACCCAUAUAUGCAAUGACAUCAAUAGAUUGGGGUGCAUUCAGAGAUAUACAAGCAAAACGUGACAAGUAUUGGUUUUAUGGGCCAUUCCGUGACUAUGCAUCCUACGUUUUUAAUGGCUACAAGGAUUCUAUUACUUGGACAUGCAAUGGAGUCCUGAGUUACACACCACCUUGUGCCGGCUGUAGUAAUUGUGUGAGUAAGAAACCAGAAAUAAAAAGGAAAUGGUCCUUCUUCAUGCCAAGUACACAGGCAGCUCCGGAGUCAGACCGAACUAAACUUAUCAAUGAAGAAUGUGUCUUGACAAAUGAAUUGUGUUUCAAAUCCACUGAACUAAGGAUAAGUCCCAAAGUAGGGGAUUUACCGGCCUUAUGCGUAGAAUUAGGGAGGAGUAAAUACUCAUAUGUGGAGUUUGUUUCCGAAGGUUGGCGAAGGGUAAAGGGUGAUGGUAACAUUCAGGAAGUUUUGCAAGCACGGACAAUAGAGUUACAACCGCAAAACACGAAACCCGAUGGAGUGUUUGAGAUAGAUAAGGAAGAGUUUGAUGUGAAACCUAUGAAAGUUACCAUUUUACCAAAAACUAUUAAGUUAUUCUGUAAAACAGAGCAGAAUUAA